Messenger RNA from Capsicum annuum, 3655 nucleotides. Its product is annotated as nuclear intron maturase 2, mitochondrial. Gene Ontology annotation, biological process: mRNA processing. The transcript has 6 exons. Lineage: Eukaryota; Viridiplantae; Streptophyta; Magnoliopsida; Solanales; Solanaceae. The coding region runs from base 170 to 2314 and encodes 714 amino acids. The record is from RefSeq and is a predicted model, not a curated record.
UAACCAAAUUGACACGUCAUUAACCCAUUCCCAAUUAAGAGAUUCCACCUUAAACAAAUUUAACAUCCAUCAGACAUCAAUUAACAAUUCACAAAAAAGAAGAAGAGACCACCACUGCCCCAUUAAAAUCACUGCUUCAAUUUUUUCACUCACAAAUGCAAAAUCUCUGAUGCAUCAACGUGCAGUAUUAUCCAGUUAUCGGGUACUCAAAAUUGCUUCAAUUUUUUCACCAAAAAGCAAAUUUUGUAACCCUAGAAAUAAUGGGUUCACUGUAUUUCGUGCAUUUAUGUAUACUUCCGCACACUUUAAUAAUAGAAGAGCGCCUGACCCGAAUGAUCCAUCCACUUUGAUGAAAGAAGACAGUAUAUCACUUUGUUGUAAAAUGUGGAUUGAUAGUUUUCGAGAACGCAAUAAGACAGUUAGCAAUUUAACUGAUUAUUUAAGGAGAUUUGAGUUAUGGGUAUUGGCAUAUCAAAAGGUAUCAGCUGAUGAUACUGGGGCGUAUAUGCCAAGGAGCGCGAUUACGCGUUCAGCACUUGAGGAUUUAUUGGCAUUGAGAAAUGCAGUUCUUGAUAGUAGGUUUAAAUGGGGUGCUAGGUUGGAGUUUUUUAUUAAGUCUCCGAGGGAUAAGAUGGAUUACGAGUCGUUGUCUAAGAGGAAGAUUAAAGCUAUAUUGACUACAACGCAGCCUAGUCCGUUUCAGGAUAGGAUAGUGCAGGAGGUUUUGUUUAUGAUAUUGGAGCCGAUUUAUGAGGCUAGGUUUUCGGAGAAGUCAUUUGCUUUUCGACCUGGUAGGACUGCGCAUACAGCUUUGAGGGUUAUUAGGAGAAGUUUUGCGGGGUAUUUGUGGUAUAUAAAAGGGGAUUUAAGUACAGUUUUGGAUGGGAUGAAGGUUGGGAUGGUUAUUAGUGCUUUAAUGAGGGAUGUUAGAGAUAAGAAGGUGGUUGAUUUGAUAAAGGCUGCGUUAACUACUCCUGUGAUAACUACUAGGCCUGAGGAUGUUGAGAAAAAGAAGAAGACGAAAAGAAAGUAUCAGAAGAAGAGAGUUCUAGCAGAUGAUGAGCCGAAGCCUGAUCCGUUCUGGCUGGAAUCAUUCUUUGGGUUUGCUCCAGAGGAGGCUGAGAAAGUUCCUUCAUGGGGGCAUUGUGGUAUACUCAGUCCACUUCUGGCUAAUGUUUGCCUUGAUGAGUUGGACCGCUGGAUGGAAGGUAAGAUUCAGGAGUUUUACCGGCCUUCGAAGAAUGAUGUCAUUUGGAAUAGUCCAGAAGGGGAAAUAGAACAAGGAAAUACUUCUUGGCCCGAAUUUGUUCCUACCAGUGGGCCUGACAAGACCAGGAAGAUUGACUACAUCCGGUUUGGUGGUCACAUUCUAAUAGGGGUAAGGGGACCAAGAGCAGAUGCCGCAACACUGAGAAAGCAGUUGAUUGAGUUCUGUGAUCAGAAAUACAUGCUCAAGCUUGACAAUGAGAGCCUUCCUAUUGAACACAUAACAAAAGGUAUUAUGUUUCUUGAUCAUGUAUUGUGCCGUAGAGUAGUCUAUCCUACACUACGAUAUACUGCUACUGGUGGGAAAAUCAUUAGUGAAAAGGGUGUAGGGACACUGUUGUCUGUCACAGCUAGCCUGAAACAGUGCAUUAGACAAUUUAGAAAGUUGAACUUUCUCAAGGGAGACAGGGAUCCAGAUCCACAACCGUGUUUUAGAAUGUUUCAUGCCACUCAAGCGCAUACAAAUGCUCAGAUGAAUAAGCUUUUGUCAACAAUGGUGGAAUGGUUCAGGUAUGCUGAUAAUAGAAAAAAGAUUGUUAAUUUUUGCUCGUAUAUCAUUAGGGGUUCACUUGCUAAGCUCUAUGCUGCAAAAUACAAGCUUCGAUCACGAGCGAAGGUUUACAAGAUUGGUUCUAGGACUCUUAGUCGUCCUCUGAAGGAGAAAAAGGGACAGUCACCAGAAUACCACAAUUUGCUGAGGAUGGGUCUGGUGGAAUCAAUUGAUGGGCUCAUGUACACCCGCAUGUCCCUGGUACCGGAAACGGAUUAUACACCCUUUCCAAUGGCUUGGAGGCCUGAUCAUGAGAAGGCACUGCUGGAGUAUAUAAAGCUGAGCGACCGGAAAACUUUGGAGGAGCAACAGAACUACCUAAAAGAACAAGGUCUGGUCUCACCUCAGGAUUAUAUUUCAGUGCUUGUUUGGAACUACAAAAGAAAUGCGGUUCCAGUAGAUCAGAGAAGUUUGUUACUAGGCCCAGGUAAGGAAAAAGAUGAUGAAAGAAAUGAAAGUAGUGAUGAUGAAGAAGGGGUUCAUGCAGCAGAAAUUUAAGCAAGAUCACUACUUUUUGAAGUCUUGCGGGCACUACUUCUUGCUAAAGAAACGCAAACAUUUUAUGGUACUAAACGUACUUGUGUUACCAAGAAGGGUGUAACAGCUUCUGUGUAAGAACCCCUUUUUCAGUGGCAGCCUGAUCACGAGAAAGGAUUGUUAGAACAUAUAAAGCUGUAUGACUGAAAAACAUUGGAGCAACAGAACUACCUCAGGAUUACAUUUCAAUGCUUGUUUGGAACUACAAAAGAAUUGCUAUUCCAGUUGAUCAGAAAAGUUUGUAACUAGGCACGGGUCGGGAGAAAGAUGAUGAAAGUGAUGAAGAUGAUGAAGAAGUGGUUUAUGCAGCAGAAGUUUAAGCGAGAUUAGUGCUUCUGGAGGUCCUUUAGGCUUUUAUUCUUCUGAACGAAAAUCAUAUUUAACAUUUUAUAAUGCUCAAGUUACUUGUAUUGCCAAGAAGAGUGUAGCAUCUUGUAUGGAUAGGGUCUGUGUACGCACGGCCCUCCAGAGACCCCACUUAUGGGACUGUAGUUGUUGUCUAGCAAUAUUGGCACCAAGGCUAAUAACUGCUUCACCAUCUUCUGUGAAUAAAAUAGGAUUCAAUGCAUAAGUUGUUAGAAGGCGUGCCAUUGCUCUGACAUGUGCUCAAACAAACCAUUUCGGAGAGAUAAAAGGGUAAAAGUUGUCAAGACUGAACUUUGUGGUUGGGGGGUAGUAGCAGCUGAAUCCAUAAACAAAGGUGAUUUCAUAAUUGAGUACAUUGGCGAAGUUAUUGAUGAUGCCUUGGGUGAAAAAAGGCUAUGGGACAUGAAAUACAAGGGAGACAAAAACUUCUACAUGUGUGAACUACGGAAAGAUUUCACAAUUGAUGCAACUUUCAAGGGAAACUUGUCCCGUUUUCUCAACCACAGCUGUGAUCCUAAUUGCAAAUUGGAAAAAUGAUUCGUGCAGUUUGGACCAGAAGUGAAGUGCCAAUGUGGAGCAUCGAACAGUCAAGGAUAUCUCGGCAGCAAAAAGAAAAUCACAAGUAAACUCGACAUCUCCUGGGGUUUGAAACGCAAGAGAACAUCUAAGUCUUGCCUAGCGAUCAUCAAAUCGAAUUCAUGUUAGCCUAUUUUUUUUAAUUCGAUCAUUUUAUCUAUCGCUUUUUUCUACGAAAUUCAAUAAACCAAAAGAAAGCCAUUGCAGAAAAGAGAAGAAAAAAGGAACAGAAAGACUAGUUUUAUAAGCAUUGUUACAUUGAUUUAUACUGGCAAUAUGCCCUUGUUGAGCAUAGUUAUUUCACUUUCAUUGUGAAAUAUAACAGGAUUUUAACAUUAUAAAGAUCACAUCUUUUCAUUU